GUGUUGUGAACAGUUGAAUGCUAGACGAGAUAACCGCAAGAAUUCAAGUUGUCAGCUGUAGGAAAUUAAAAGUUGCAGUAUCCUGGUUUUGAAUUCAUCCAGGUAUGACUGGCUUCAUCGGAAGUAUGAUAACUGACCCGAACACAGUGGCGGUGUUCCUGGGAGUUCUAAUUGUGGUAUGGGUUUUAUACCCACGGAAGAAGUUCAGGCUCCCUCCUGGACCAACCAACUGGCCCGUCAUUGGUGCCACUAUAGAGUUGAUGAGAUCAAAACAUGGCCUGAAAAUAUUCCAGCAAUUUUUGGACUGGAGUCAGAAAUAUGGGAGCAUCAUUAGAGUUAAAUGGAUUAUGGGGGAUAUGAUUAUCAUCAAUGAAAUCAAUGAGGCGACCGACGUCACCAGGUCGUCAGACAUGGCUGGACGGAUGCACUUCCACACGAUGGACAUCAUGACCGACGGUCGGAAGGAUAUUGGUUUUGCCGACUAUUCCGAUCGAGUUAAGUACCAGAGAAGAAUUGCCGGCUCCGCACUGAGAAACCUUCUUUUGGGAGGACGGCUUGAAACGUUGGUCCACGCGAGCGUCGAAAAGGGUAUGAAAGUAUUUCGGGGUAGAGCAAGGAGUAAGGAAGCAUUUGAUCCUCGUCCGCUUCUGACAUUACAAGUUUACAAUGUCAUAUGCGCCAUGUGUUUUGAUAAAAAUUUCGAGCUUGAAGAUGAAGAGUUCCAGACUCUUUACAAGGCUAACAGCGAGGCUACGGACAUCUUUUCUUCCGGGUUAAUGGUUGAUGUCUUCCCACCAGCGAGAUACCUGCCUCGGACAAAAGCCUUCAAGAGGGUACUGGAGUUGCUGGAAUUUCUCUCGAGACACAUUAUUGGAGAGGUUCAGAAACAUAAAGCAUCGUUUGACCCUGACAACUUGAAAGACUUCAUUGAUCACAUGUUGAAGGUAGAAAAAGAGGCGGAGGAUGAGGGAGACAAGACGAUCGCCCUGGAUGAAGUUCACUACAAACAAAUGGUUCAUGAUAUAUUCCUCGCGGGUUCUGAGACCACUUCUUCAACAUUGCUAUGGAUCCUGUUUCUAUUGGCUGAGUUCCCAGAUGUUCAGUCAAAGGUUCAAGAGGAAAUAGACGAGGUCGUUGGUUUAUCCCGCCUUCCGGGGACUGCAGACAAGCCGAAAAUGCCCUACAGUGAAGCCGUGAUGUAUGAAUGCAUGAGAUUUGCCACCACUGUUCCAUUAGGCGUUCCUCAUAGAGCCAUGUGCGACACCUCUCUUGGUGGCUAUGACAUUCCUAAAGACACAAUCGUCAUGAUAAACCAUCACGCCCUCCACAGGGAUCCAAAAGAGUGGAAAUAUCCCAAUGAUUUCAAUCCUAGCAACUUCCUUAAUGAAAACGGCGAGCUCCUGAAACCAAGAAGUUUUCUACCCUUUGGGUCAGGCAAGAGAGCUUGUUUAGGGGAGGCCAUCGCAAGGCCAGAAGUCUUUAUGAUAUAUACAGCCUUGUUGCAAAGAUUCGGCUUCAGAUUUGAAGAAGGCCGCACGCGGGAUCUGUCCUUUCAAAACAAAAUGCUACAAAUCUUGCCACAACCGUAUAAGGUGAUUGCAGAGGAGCGCCAAUGAAUUGCUGGAAACGCCCUUUUAUUUGGCUUAAACCGUAGAUAUGUUUUAUGAUAUUAUGUACAUUAUUUUUGUGUCGUCUCAUAUAUUUGUUUAUUCCUCCUUAGAUAAGAAGACAAAAUUUACAAUGAAUAGCAUAAACGCUUAGAAAUGAAAGUUAAAUGAAAUGACAUUAUGUGCAAAGUGUUACAUUUACAUGUACUAGUUAGGGUCGUAUACUAUGUAGCUAGUUAGUAUACCAUCCAGCAUUCUGCAUCAAUUUUCAGCAUAUGAAUGUUAUCGCUGUAGUCAAGAUGAUCAACUUGUUUCCCAAGAAGGGUUGCUGAGAGUUCGGAAUCAUCCAUGUUCCAGAGUGCGGCGAUGACAAAAGCGGAACAUUCACUUUCAAGUCGUUGCCAGAAUAAUCUCGAUUUUCGCUGAAAUCGGGACAAACGCAGAAGAAAUGUACAUGUGGAUCUGUAUACGUCUACGUAUUGUAGAACAGAAGAUUUUCGCGGCAUGAAAUUUUCGCGAAUGCCCAGCGAUGGACAUAUUCGCGGAGAAUAUCUUCGUGACUCAAUAUAUUUUUUUCCUCGAAUUAUUGGUCGUUCUAUCAUUGUUUUGCACCUCAGCUCAGUUUGUAGCUGUAACUUGGCUUGAGUGAGCGGUGUGAUCAAAGGAAACUUGCCGUGACCAGACUCUUUAUUUGAAAGACGCUACCGAAAUUAAGCUAAAUUAAUGCACUGGUAGAAAAAUGUAUCAUUAUCCAUAAUUGAGAUUCAUA
Lineus longissimus is the source of this 2376-nucleotide messenger RNA. RefSeq names its product cytochrome P450 2C42-like. Gene Ontology annotation, molecular function: heme binding; steroid 17-alpha-monooxygenase activity; iron ion binding. Gene Ontology annotation, biological process: hormone biosynthetic process; progesterone metabolic process. The coding region runs from base 105 to 1616 and encodes 503 amino acids. The record is from RefSeq and is a predicted model, not a curated record. The transcript has 10 exons. NCBI's taxonomy places the organism in Eukaryota, Metazoa, Nemertea, Pilidiophora, Heteronemertea, Lineidae.